GGUAUACCAAACCCAAAAAAAACCGCCAUUUACAGCAUAAGGGAAACGUCUCUCGCGGAAGCCAUUAAAAGCCCGAAACAAGGCCGUACAAAUGUGCAUGAACGGUCGCGAUCUGAUCAGAGCCCCCGGUGGUGACAAAUUGCCAAGGGAAAAAAACACAAGGAAAAUCGCACGGUGAAAACAUCCGGGAUUUGGCAUCUAUGGAAACUUAGACAUGCAGACAGCCGACAGGGAGUAGUUGGCGUAAAAGACAUCUAAGAAAUAAAUGUCUGUUUCUUUUUCCUUUUGUGCGUAUGUGUUUGUUGAGGGUUGGGGUAUGAUUAUUCUUUAAUUAAAUCUUUUGAGUUGUGAUUAAGAGAUUAAUAAAUUGAAUCCUUUUUUGAAACUUAAAAAGAAGAAUUUGAUGUUAACGAUAAUUAUUGGUGGAUGGAAAUGGGUCAAUGCGCAUCUCGGGCGGCAGCGACAGGGAGGGAGAAUUGGAAUGAUUGCAGCUGCAGAGUGGUUUCCUCAGAGUCGGAGAGGAUGCGGGGGUGUCUGGCCAUGGUGAAGGAGCAGCGUUCCAGGUUCUACAUCGCCAGGAGGUGUCUUGUCAUGCUUCUUUGCUGGCAUAAAUAUGGCAAAUCUUGAUGAUUUUCGUUUUCUCUAUGUCUUUCUCUUUCCUCUUCUUCUUCUGGUUCAUUACCUUGUUAAAUUUUUCUGGACGUUCAAAUUGAAAUGUAAAGAAUUUCGAAACUUUCGAUCAGCACCACAACUCCCUUUCCCUUUUCCUUUAUCUAGUGUUUUUAUGCUGUAUGAUAAUUCAAUGAUAUGUAUGCA
This is a messenger RNA of Theobroma umbraticum, 816 nucleotides long. It is a transcript of the gene RTFL6, whose product is annotated as ROTUNDIFOLIA like 6. NCBI's taxonomy places the organism in Eukaryota, Viridiplantae, Streptophyta, Magnoliopsida, Malvales, Malvaceae. Gene Ontology annotation, biological process: negative regulation of cell population proliferation. The record is from RefSeq and is a predicted model, not a curated record.